GUUGUUCAGUGCUCAGGCCCUGGCCUGGCUUUGCUGACCCAGGUUACAGCCUGAUGGAAAAGUCUGGAGAGACCUCCUCCCCCCCCCCCCCCCGCCCCCUCCCUCUGGCUUGACUUCGCUCCGCGCAGCACCUGCCCCCUCGGCCUGCGCCGCAGCGCCCCCUGCAGCGGAGAAGAGAGAGGAGCGAGGGGAAGGCAGCGCCGCGCUGCCAAACCUGUAAGCAGCGUAACCAGCGGCAGCUGCGUUCAUCUCGCCCGGGCGGAUCGCUGCCCAUUAGCUUCCACCGGGAGCAGAGCCGGGGCGGUCGGGGACACCGCAGGCAAAGCGAAGCGUCUGGCGUCCCCGUCCCGCACCUGAGCUGCACUAGAGCCGGUGCCUGAGCAGAGGUACCGCACGCUGCACCUCCUCCCCAGUGGCGGCUGCUACUUCUUCCCUUCUGAGCCGUGAUUGCAAAGUGGAAGGCUCAGGUUGGCCACCUCAAUACACUGUUUUUACACCAGGGAAGAAAAACUAAAGGCCUUUUGCUCCCACCCACUUCCCAAGCCAACACACCCUCUGAAGUUGUUUGACUGAUGCUAAUCUUGGAGCUGACAUUGACAAGCAUUUGCUGACUAACUGCUGCUGAGCCCACGAGUUGUUUUUCAAGUUCAUUUUCUCCCAGCAAGAAUCAGGCUGGGCACUGGAGAAUUAAUUCAUUUAAACCUGAGGUCUGUUUAGGAAUGCUACAUAAUGAAGCUGUGGUCAGGUCCUGAGCAUGUGGGAUGUGAGAGGUUAGGGUCAGUGCCUGCCUUUGUAAUGAGUUUGUCACCAUGAGCCUCUUACUGCCAUUUGACUCCAUCUGCAUUUUCCUCUGUGCCCAAGUGCUGCUCACAUGGGGUCUACAAGAACUUCAUGCCAACCAGGAGACAAUUGUCAAGAUUUCUGCUGCUGGCCAACUGAUGCAGUGCUCUGCUUCAGUAGAUAUCCUCCUUCUGUUAGAUGGGUCAUACAGCAUUGGCAAAGGAAGCUUUGAGAGGUCUAAGCACUUUGCAGGCAAACUCUGUGAUGCCUUGGACAUCAAUCCGGAUAGGGUCAGAGUGGGAGUGAUACAGUUUAGCUCAACUCCCCAGCUAGAAUUCCCCUUGGAUUCGUAUUUAACCAAGCAGGAAGUAAAGGAGAAAAUCAAGAAGAUUGUGUUCAAAGGCGGGAGCACAGAAACAGGACUCGCACUGAAAUAUGUUCUCCGGAAAGGUUUCCCUGGUGGCAGAAAUUCCUCUGUCCCUGAAAUCCUGAUCAUCCUCUCGGACGGGAAAUCCCAAGGCAAUGUAGCAAUACCCGCUAAGCAGCUGAAGGACAGGGGUACCACAAUAUUUGCUGUGGGAGUCAAAUUUCCAAGGUGGGAGGAGCUGCACACCCUGGCCAGUGAACCAACUGAGCAGCAUGUGCUGUUUGCUGAACAUGUGGAUGAUGCUGCCAAUGGCCUGUAUAGCACCCUCACCAGCUCUACUGUCUGCAGUGCUGUCUCUCCAGGUUGCAAGAUUGAAUCUCACCCUUGCGAACGCAAGACACUGGAGACCGUGAAAGAGCUGUCUGGGAACUAUAUGUGUUGGAAAGGUUCAAAGAGACCAAAUGCAGUGCAUGCAUCUCUCUGCCCGUUUUACAGUUGGAAAAGAGUCUUGAUAAAACACCCGGCCAGAUGCUACCGAGCUACAUGCGCAGAUCCCUGCGAUUCCCAGCCUUGUCACAAUGGAGGCACGUGCGUUCCAGAGGGAUUAGAAAGGUACCACUGUGUGUGUCCUGUUGGAUUUGGAGGAGAUGCCAGCUGCGCACCGAAGCUGAGUCUGGAGUGCAGCGUGGAUCUCCUUUUCCUGGUGGACAGCUCAUCUGGUACCACCUUGGAGGGAUUCCUGCGCCACAAGGCCUUCCUGAAAAGCUUCCUCCGGGCAGUGUUGAGCAAAGGCUCCCCAGCAAACGUCGGCGUGGCCCAGUACAGCAAUGAGGUCCAGAUCCCUGUCAAAGUGGGUGAGUACACGGACGUGCUCAGUCUCAUGAAGAGCGUUGACACCAUGCGUUUCAGCGGAGGGGGAACCUUCACCGGCAAAGCCCUUCGGUACGUCACGCAGCACGGCUUUAAGAGUGCCCCGGCCUUCGCAGACGUUCACGACGAUCUCCCGCGUGUGGUUGUCUUGCUCACGGAUUCGGAGUCCCAGGAUCCUGUGGUAGAAGCAGCUAAACAUGCCAGAGGCAGAGGGCUCUUCCUAAUUGGCGUGGGCAGCGACUUCUUAAGAGCAGAGCUGGACGACGUGACUGGGAAUCCAAAGCGGACGGUUGUCUAUUCCAACCCCCAGGAUCUGUUCAACAAGAUCCCCGAGCUGCAGAAAAAAAUCUGCAGCGUAGACAGUCAUCAAGACUGCCAGUCCCAGGCUCUGGAUCUGGUUUUCGCCUUGGAUGCCUCAGCUGGAGUUGGCAGGGAGAACUUUCUGCAGCUGAGGGACUUUGUUAGUAGCAGCUCCCUGCAGUUCAAUAUCAAUCGGGACGUCACCCAGAUAGGCCUGGUGGUCUACAGCAGCAGGGCUCGCACUGCAUUUGCCCUGGACGCGCAUGUCACCAGCUCAGCUCUCCUCCAAGCCAUCAAACAGGUGCCUUUCCUUGGUGGCUCGGCCUCCACGGGCAGAGCCUUGCUGCACAUUCAUGAUGAUGUCAUGACUGUUCCGAAAGGGGCGAGGCCAGGGGUGAGCAAGGCCGUGGUUGUGAUCACGGAUGGGAGCGGCACCGAGGAUGCAAUUGUUCCAGCUCAGCAGCUGCGGAGCAACGGUGUGUCAGUGUUUAUUGUCGGGAUUGGGGAUGUACGGAGGGACACGCUGCUGAGGAUUGCCGGUUCUCCCAACUACCUGAUACAUGUUUCAUCUUAUGAUGAUCUGCGCAAUUACAAAGACUUUAUCAUUGAAAGCAUAUGUGAAGAGGCUAAACGCCCGGUGAACCUGUGCAAACCCAACCCGUGCCUGAAUGAGGGCGUGUGCGUUCUCAGGAAUGGAAGCUACCGGUGUGAAUGCCAAGGCUGGGAAGGACUGCACUGUGAAAGCAGAAUUUUAAGGAGAGAUUCUUCAAGGUCACCGGUCCCUCCCACAAACUUUCACAUCCAACGAAAUCUGAGUGGUUUGCAGCAGUUUAACAGAGCUCUCCGACAUGCAAAAAGGCUCGCUCGGUCGGGACACUGAGUUGGGCAGUUUCACUGUGUACUUCACCCUUCACUAGUGUUUGCUUGCAGUCAUUAAUAUACAAGAAGAUCUGGCAAGCAACCACCAGGUAUUUCAAUGAACGAUUUAAUCUGGCACAGAGACUGAAAUAAUGUCUCUCCAAGUUCACACAGGACACCAGUUGGGCUUAUCAGUAGACAAUAUAUUUGUUUCUUUUGUAAUAAGUAAAUAUUUUUUGUGUUUCAAUAUUUAUUAUUGACCAUUUUGCUUUUCCACUCAAAGAUUUUGGUGUGUUUCACGUACGCUGUUUGAAAGAUCUGUGAGCUGGCAGCAGACUGUUAGAUAAGGCUGGAGUAGAAGGGGGUUUGCCUAAAUAACGUAUCUGUAAAGGGAGCUAUAUAAAGUGCACAUUUUUAACAGCGAGAGUAAUUAACCAUUGAAACAACUGACCAACGGAUGUGGAGGAUUCUCUUAUCACUUGAAAGCCGUAAAUCAAGACUGGAUGUCUUUCUAAAAGAGAUGCUCUACCUCAACCAGAAAUUACAAUCUAGAUGGCGAAAAUAGGGAUGGCCUGUGUUAUAGAGGAGGUCAGACGAGGGUCCUUUCGGGGCUUAGAAUCUAUGACUCUAUAAACUAUAGCUAGGGGUGUGCAAACAGAGUGAGGUUCUCAGCUCCAGUAAACCAGUUCAGCUCCGUUGGUCUGGCUGUAACUUACGUACACUAUUUACCAGCCCCAGUUAAAUAUUCCUACAGUUGAAGUCACUAGAGUGAAUUAUUGGUUAAACACAGGAAGACAAAUGAAAGUGAGAGCUAGUGAUGGGCUUUGUUAUGCUUCACUGAUUUCUCGAUGCCAAAUGCAAUGAUGUUCCCUUGCUUAGCUCUUUUCUUUGUUUGCGUUCGUUUCUGAGUGAUGUAAUAUGGUUUGGCUUAAUGGGCAUUUUUAUUAGCUGCAUUUUUUUUUUGUUAGGAGGGGCCUUAAUGUGAAACAACUCUAAAAUGGAGCUGCAGCAAUUACUACGUACGUUGCUAUAUUUGCUAGAUGAGCUUGGCUAUUUUAGUCCUAGAGAUCAGAUUAGUUUACUAUGUAAAUCUAACAGUAGGUAAUGGCUGAAAAAUGACUUGUUUAAAACCUAGAGAUGCGUAGCCCAAACACAGUGCAGAGGACAAAUUCUGGGCUAAGGAUUGCUUUGGAUCUGGUGUGCUAAGCAGCUGAGUCUACUGAAUUGUGUUAUGUAAACGAUACCAUUUGAGGCCCGAUCCUCCAUACUUUAUUCAUGCAAAACUGUCACUAGAACAGCUGGGGUUUUGUCUGAGUCAGCUAUGCUACAAAUACAGCAUUGUAAGGGUUCCAUAACUGGUUCCAAUCGGUUGUACACACUGCACCUUACAAUGUUUUGUAACCUGGCUGCUGUGUUGGCUUUAACAAAGGUGUCUGCCUCCAUCAGCUGCCUUUUGCAAACUCUGUUUGCCCCUCUUCUUCUACCCUCGCUUAUCACACUUCCUUUCUUUGCUGCUUUCCUCCAGGCCAACCCCAGGCUCCUUUCUGAGUGCUGUGAACACUCAUGCCAUGGCUUUAUCAAGAAGCUCUAUCCUCCCUUUCAAGUCAUUGGAGGAGGUCUCUGCAAAACUGCCCCCCUCGAAAUGCUGAAAUACCAUGGGAUAGGAACCUAAAUAGGCAGCACUUCUGGCUCCCGUAGUGGUCUUAUGCUGAUCGCUCUUCACCCAGUGGGCUAGCGGUCGUGGCAGCUUUACACGGGGCAGGAGAGGCUGGGCCAUGACUUUGAUAGGAGCUGCACAUGCACCUCCAAAGAACGGAAUCUGGCCCCAUGCCAGUACCUUUCAGAGGGUGUCGCUCAAUGGAUCACGAGAUCAGUUCGCCUGUGAAGCUAUUAGACUUACACGAUUGCUCUCCUGGGGCUAUUUAACUACUAUAUUAUGUUGUUCUUAACUACUUUCCUCAUGCAGUCCAUCGCCUUGGAGAGAUUGAAAGCAGAAACUCCAAUUCUGCUGUGGGCAGAGCAGAGCCAGAAAGAUUAACUGCAGCUGCCAGUGUUCAGGGUAAUAGCAUCUAUUGUUCCAAAGAGAAGAAACCCCCCUUCAUCCAAGUGACUUGCCCCCAUGUUUUACUAGUAACAAAGAUGUACCAAAAGAGAGACAGAUUAUUUCACAGGAUCAUUGUCUAAAGGACAAUGGGCUAAACCACUCAUGGAGAUUAAUGCUAGCCCUGAAACCGCAGCAGUGCUAUUUUAUACCUUAUGCUGGAAAAAAUAAAGGAGAACGUCCGCUUUGUUUCUGCCCAGACUUCAGUAGAUUGGCCUUCAGCUUCUGCACCUGAGGCAAGCAGCAAUAGAAGCGUAUCUGCAAGACUGACAUUUGAAGCAGAAAGAGGCACUAAUCCUUCUCCCUUAUUUAUGUCUGGCAUGUUUGCCGCUUUGGUAGUGCUGCUUCUGUAAAAGUGUCAGUGGGUUCUGUUCUGGAAAGAAUGGGCUACAUCAGUCUCACAGCUACAAUCCAAAGACACGGUUUGUAAUUUACACUGUGGAAACGAAGUGGAACCAGCUCCCCAGACCAUCUAAAUUCUGCUCUGAAAGUAUUCUCCGUCGUCUUGUGCUCCCUGCAUUGUUUGUGGUGUUAGAGAGACUUACCCCUUCCUGCCCUGCUUCACUGUCAUAUUUACAACACUGUGGCAUUUUCUGUUGUAUAUUUUGUCUAACAGGUGCACUGGUUAAACUCUCCGCUUCACUUUCACUGUCUUUUGGCAGCCUGCCUUUAAUACAGAGUUGGCUCUUACUCCGUUAGCAUUUGUACAGCAUACGACUUGAGUAACUGUAAUCCGCUCUUAGCAGUUUAAAGGUAUUUACAAUAUUUUCCACAUAUGUAUAUUGCGUACAGAGAUUUGUAUAGAUCUAAUGAACCCUUAGGCUUGAUUAUGCACCUGUGUUGUACGAUUGUAACCUUGCUGUAUAGAUAUACUUUUAUUUUAAUAUACUGCUAAUAUGAGCAUUUCUGAAGCACAUAAGUUUUCCUGGGAUACGGCUGAGUGUGGGGAAGAGGCCUGGCAAAACCAGGGAUUUUUUCCCCCAUGAAUUUGCUUCAUUUAAAUACGGAUGGGAAAACUGGACUGGAUAAAACCAUAGACUAAGCUCCUUGGUGCAGGAACCAUUUGUUGUUGUUGUUGUAGAUACACGCAGUGUCUAGUGGAAUAGAGCUCGGAUCUCUGAUUGGGGCGCCUACGUGCUGCCACAGUACAGAGAUUGGUGAUAUGCAAGAUGGUGGGUGUUUGGAUGAGCUUUUCAAAGGAGCUAUGAGGAUUUAGGUGCCCGUGCAUGUGGGGGCCCAGUUAAGGUUGCAGAGGCAAUCUGAAUUCUGGCAUUUCCUAACUUUUGAGUGCUUGGCUUUUGGUUCCUUAAAAAUGGUUUUGUUUUUUGUUUUUUUGGAGUGUAAUAUGUAUAGAAUACAGCAUAAAACUAACAGCCCUGGAGAAGUAUGAACAUGGCGUGUUUCACGCCUCAUCAGCUUUCUCGGUUGGUGGAAGAUGACAUUCCUAGCCAGCUAAGAGUGCAACACGACUUCAGGAAAGUGUUGGGAAAAUCAGGGUAAUCAUGGAGCUAAAGGUGGUGUGGCCUAGCACUGGACUAGGACUUGGGAGACCUGGGUUCUAUUCCUGGCUUUGUCAUGGGCCAGCUGGAUGACCUGGAGCUGGUAUCCUCCCCUCUCCAUGCCUCUUUAAAACGGGGACAAUGAGCUAGACCUCGUUUGUAAAGUGUUUUGAGAUCUACUGAUGGAAAGUGCUCUAUAAGAGCUAGGUAUUGCUAUCUGUAGUGAACCAAUCAUGACUCAGUGAGUCAAAUUCAUCCCCGGUCUAAGUCCAGUGCAACCCGCAGUUGGCUUAUUUUAUUGGUUCCCUCCAUUCCAGAAGAACUGUCUGAUAAUAGGAAAACCACAGAAAUAUAGAAAUACUGUAGGGCCUGGUUCUGGGAGGUGCUGAACACCCACCAUUCCAAGUGAAGUCAAUGGGAACUGCAGAGCUCAGCUCAGCUGAAAACGGGACCUGUCCUUUCUCUGAAUCCGCAGUGGAGCAAGUAGAAUUUGACAGAACUCCUAUUAGAAUGGACAAAAAAUUGGAAUUCAGACAAGGACUCCCCUCUGCAAUAUCUUAACCGUAGUGGGUGAAAGAUGCCUGUAGUUGCACGUCCCAUUUACUUCGUUUGCCUCUUGUAAAUGAAGGAGGAAUUUGGCUCAUAGUAUGACGUGCAUUUAAAAAGGGACUGAACUGCUGUGAUCAUUUUCACAUACAGGAUCCCAGAUACAUUAGGCCACAGACACAUCCGCAUGCUAGGCCUGGUCCUGUAAACAUUUACUACCUGGCAUUGUGCUUUGAAGUCAAGGAGGCUCGUGAUGUCUCAGCUGGCCAUGUUUGCGGAAUCAGACUGGAAGGUCCCUGCAGACUAUUGCACUUGCAGAGGACAAUAUAUCAAUCAGUAUGUAUCUGAAUGAAUGGGAUCGGGCAGACCCGUUGGCUUAUUUGACCUGCUGUAGAAAGGCAAAAGAGAAACCCAGGUGGUCAUGGUGCAGUUAAAGGAACCAAUGUUCUACCAAAUGAACAGCCGUAAAUAAAACUGUCUCACUGUAUAGAUCCUGACAUGACGCAGGUGUGAAUAACGAGAAUUUUUAGCGCCAGAGAAAGCACUUUUGUGGGGUCUGGGCUAAAACAAGUUACUUUGUUUAGGGGGAAAAAUAAAACCAACUUAAAGCUUGAAAGGUGUCAGUGCAUCGGGGCUGCUUUUUAACUUUCUGGUCUCUCUAUCUCAGUUCGAAAAACAAAAAUGGUCUUGCACAAUGCACAGACUGGCAAUUUUUAGUUAAAAAGCAGAGGCGGCUUGGCACUUACACAUGGUCCUUUCUUAAAUUCUCUCCUGGAGCCUGGUUUGAAGU
Molecule: messenger RNA, 8111 nt
Organism: Mauremys mutica (yellowpond turtle)
Lineage: Eukaryota; Metazoa; Chordata; Testudines; Geoemydidae
Gene: VWA2
Product: von Willebrand factor A domain containing 2
Exons: 16
Coding region: 810-3197 (795 amino acids)
Biological process (GO): calcium-independent cell-matrix adhesion
Cellular component (GO): basement membrane
Molecular function (GO): calcium ion binding
Source: RefSeq, a predicted model, not a curated record